AUGGCCCGAAGAUCGCAGGCAGCAGGGGGGAGAACCGACUCGUACCCCGAUCUGUACCCCGAAAUAGCCGCCGUCAGCUCCAGUGCAGAUGUUGACAGCAGCUCCACCGAGAAACUUACAGCUAACGACGCGGACGACGCCUUCCAGGCGCACUCGACGGGACACUACGCGUCCCCUGCACGCCGGCGCCACCGCACCACCUUCAGCCAUGAACAGCUGGAGCACCUGGAGGUGGCCUUCGGCCAGAACCACUACCCCGACAUCUACUGUCGUGAAGAACUAGCCCGGGUCACCAAGUUGAACGAGGCGCGCAUACAGGUGUGGUUUCAGAAUCGGCGUGCCAAGAAGAGAAAGCAGGAGCGAGCGUCCCAGAAGGCUUCUGCAGCAGGGUCUUUGCCGGCCCGUGGCAGUCUGGUGGGUGGGAGGUGUCUCUCAAUGAACGGGGCAGAACGACAGUACCAGUACCACCGCUCCCUGGCCCACGUGCCUCAUUUCCCAGCUGUGUUGGGGUCCAGCAGCUACCCUCAUCCCUCCCCCACUACACAGUUUCCCUGCACCUCCGCUUCUCAGCCUCCAACCUGCCCGCAUGAGGACUGGUACAAGCAACUGCGCCACAUGGGCGCCCCCCCUCCCAGUCUCCCCAGCCCCAUGUUCUCUCUGGCCUCUAUGCCUGGGCUGGAUCCCGUCCCUCACUGGAGCUAAGUCUGUCUGGUGGUCUCAUAGGCCGCAGGCUGAGUGUAUGUGACCUUGGCAAUGACUGAGACCGUCCGCAGAAUUCAGAGCUUCUUCAGCUUCCCUCUGCUCAGUCCUUCAAGGCUGUGCCCUGUUCUCUGCUUGUGAGAUCUGACUGAUAUCUAAACAUUCCAGUGUAGUUUAUUUUACCAUAGAGGCCUCUGAUUUUAAAGAAAACCGCAGUACACCAGUCUUGAUG
Molecule: messenger RNA, 931 nt
Organism: Paramormyrops kingsleyae
Lineage: Eukaryota; Metazoa; Chordata; Actinopteri; Osteoglossiformes; Mormyridae
Gene: prop1
Product: PROP paired-like homeobox 1
Biological process (GO): regulation of transcription by RNA polymerase II
Molecular function (GO): RNA polymerase II transcription regulatory region sequence-specific DNA binding; DNA-binding transcription factor activity, RNA polymerase II-specific
Source: RefSeq, a predicted model, not a curated record